AAUGUUGACGAAGGAAACCGAGAAAAAGGAUUCUAUACCCGAGGAAUUAAAAUAUUAUAAUGAUAGGGUAGAUGCCAUCUGUAAUUCCUAUCAAAAUAUAACAAAAGCUCUUAGUAAGUUAUGCGAUGGCAUUAGUCUACCUCAAGAAAAACAAAAGAAAUAUGCAGAGAGGAGAUUAGGAUUGGCUCUCCAUGAAAGUUCAGAUUCGAUUGCUAAAGCAUCUUCUGAAAAUUGCCAGGGAUCUUUGGAAGAAGUUUUCGAACAUAUAAGUAAAUUGGAGCUGGAACUUGCUCAAGAACGAUUGAAUUUCGAGAAUAGGAUUAACGAAAAAAUAAUAACAGAAUUGAAUGAAAUUCUUAAAACUCAUUCACCCAUAAACAAAACAAGGCUAUCUUUGAAAAAGGCUCAGCAGAAUUGGGAUAUUACGGAAAAUAAUUUAAAUUCUGUAAAGAAACAAUUAAAUUCACCUAGUUCAGCACAAGCAAUGGAAAAACUAGCACCUCUUGAAGGCGAGAGAGAUGAGGCACUUAGCGUUGUUGAACAACUAAGAAAUGAUUUAGCUUCAGAAUUAUACGAGUUUACUGCCAAAGAAUCCAAGCAUUGCGAUCUGUUUUGUUCUUUACUUCAAAUGCAGGCCGAUUAUCAUACUUCUUGUUUGGAAGAAAUAAAAAAGAAAUCAGAAGAAAUUCAAAUUUUCUUUAAAAAUAAUCAACGCGAAAAGACAUUUGGUUAUCCUCUUGAAGAUAGUUGCGAUAAGGAGACUAAUAUUUCUUGUGUCUUGAAAAGAUGUUGCGAGUUUCUACAGAGAAAAGAGUGCCUCACUGAAACAGGAAUUUUAAGACUAGCCCCCAGCACUUCUAGGUUAAAAAGAUUUAAGGCAUCUAUUGGUGUUGCGGCAGAGGAGGAUUUUGAUGUUCACACUGUUGCUGGCGCCUUAAAAAUCUAUUUAAGAGAGUUACCAGAACCCCUUUUACUUUCGGAGAAAUUUUCUGAAUGGGAGGAGGCCGUAGAUACAAAGGAUCCUCAGGAGAGAUUAAAAUGCCUCAAAUAUUUAGUUGAUUCAUUACCAGAAGUAAAUAGAAAAAACUUGGAAUAUUUAUGCCAUUUUCUAGUCCAAGUCGAGAUACAUAAAGAUGAAAAUAAAAUGAAUUCGUCUAAUAUAGCUACAGUCAUGGGUCCUAACUUAUUGUGGGAUAAGAGUAAUCCUAACAAUGUUUUAUUAGGCAAUAGAAUAGGUGUUGCUAUAAACGAAAGUCUUAUAUUAAACUACAGUUAUUUUUUCAACAAUCCUUCCCCUGCACCGCAACCUCAAACUCAACCGCUUCACCAGGAGCAGCAAUCUGAUGAGUCGAAAAAUUCUUCUAACAAUCCUUUUUUGCAAGAUGCAAGGCCGUCUUUAAACUUGAAGUUUUCUCCCAAAGCUGAUGCAACUGAUGGUACCUUGACAAGAAAGAAAGCUCCUGCUCCUCCCUCAAGAGAGUUCGGGAGGAGAAAGGAUUUCGCGUCAUCGGGCGACAGACCAGCAUCAGAUCCUAGUCUCGAAGACGAUAGGGACUCUGAUUCAUCAAGAAAAAGUGGCGAGAGUCGAAAGUUUAAACCUCCUGUACCUAAUAGACCAGCUGGUGUAAAGCAGCAAAAACCAGUCAGUCCUGGCUCAGGAAACAAACCCCCUUUAUCGCCCAAACCCGGUAAACAAAGAGAAGUCACUUAUCUCUGA
Dimorphilus gyrociliatus is the source of this 1717-nucleotide messenger RNA. Lineage: Eukaryota; Metazoa; Annelida; Polychaeta; Dinophilidae. The record is from the annotation of a GenBank genome assembly.